AUGGGCCAGGACAACUCCUCCCUCGUCGACGACGACAUCCCGCCCGAGACGCUGUCGGACCGCACCCUCGCCGCCGUCGCAAAGUACAUCAAGGAUGGCAAGGCCCAGAACAUUGUCGCCAUGACGGGCGCGGGCAUCAGCACGGCCGCCGGGAUCCCCGACUUCCGCUCCCCCGGCACCGGCCUGUACAACAACCUCGCGCGGCUCAACCUGCCGCACCCAGAGGCCGUCUUCGAGAUCGACUUCUUCCGCGAGAACCCGGCGCCCUUCUACGUCCUCGCGCGCGAGCUGUACCCGGGCAACUUCUCCCCGACCAUCGCGCACGCCUUCAUCGCGCUGCUCGCCAAGCGCAACCUGCUGCGCAUGCUCUUCACGCAAAACAUCGACUGCCUCGAGCGCGCGGCCGGGGUGCCGGGGGACAUCAUCGUCGAGGCGCACGGCAGCUUCGCCUCGCAGCGCUGCAUCGACUGCAAGACGCCCUUUCCCGACAGGGAGAUGCGCGAGCACGUCGAGCUGGGCGACCCGCCGAGCUGCGCGCAGCCCGGGUGCGAGGGCCUGGUCAAGCCCGACAUUGUCUUCUUCGGGGAGCAGCUGCCCUCGACCUUCUUCGACAACCGCCACGUCCCCGCCGAGGCGGACCUCGUGCUCGUGCUCGGCACGAGCCUGUCGGUCCAGCCGUUCGCGCUGCUCCCCGGACUGGCGCGCGAGGGGGUCCCCCGCGUGCUCUUCAACCUCCAGCGCGUGGGCGACCUGGGCACGCGCCCCGACGACGUGCUGUGCCUCGACAGCUGCGACGCGGGCGUGCGCAGGCUGGCCGAGCACCUGGGCUGGAUCGACGAUCUCGAGGACAUGUGGGUCGCCAUCGUGGGCGAGGAGGAGGCCGCCCGGCAG
This is a messenger RNA of Microdochium trichocladiopsis, 891 nucleotides long. RefSeq names its product DHS-like NAD/FAD-binding domain-containing protein. The annotation marks the transcript as partial. Lineage: Eukaryota; Fungi; Ascomycota; Sordariomycetes; Xylariales; Microdochiaceae. Gene Ontology annotation, molecular function: NAD+ binding; histone deacetylase activity, NAD-dependent. The transcript has 2 exons. The record is from RefSeq and is a predicted model, not a curated record.